AUGAGAUUGUUAUUGCUAUUAACUGUAGUAAUCGCUACAACUUCCCAAAUAAGUGCAAGUAUAAGAAGCUGGGAAGAAGCGGUUCAAGAUGUAAAAGGGAAAAAAUAUGCUCCAAAAUGGGCUAGCCUUGAUAGUCGACCUUUGCCAGAAUGGUUUGAUCGUGCUAAAAUCGGCAUCUUCCUUCACUGGGGAUUAUACUCAGUGCCGGGCUUUGGGUCAGAAUGGUUUUGGAGUAAUUGGAAAGGUGGAGACAAUAAAACAGUUAAAUUCAUGGAGGCAAACUAUCCACCCGGUUUUUCUUACCAAGAAUUUGGGCCAAUGUUCAAAGCAGAAUUUUUUGAUCCUGAAAAAUGGGCAUCUUUAUUCCACAAAGCAGGAGCUAAAUAUGUAGUACUUACUAGUAAGCAUCAUGAAGGAUAUACUCUAUUUCCAUCAAAGAGAUCAUUUAGUUGGAAUUCAAAAGAAGUCGGCCCAAAAAGGGAUUUGGUCAAAGAUGUAGCAAAUGCUGUGAGGAGUAAGAACAUGAAGUUUGGUGUUUACCACUCCCUGUAUGAAUGGUUCAAUCCCAUAUACCUUGAAGACAAAAGGAAUUUAUUCACAACUCGGAAUUAUGUCAAUGAUAAGCUGUGGCCGGAUUUGAAACAACUUGUACAUGAUUAUCACCCAUCAAUUAUAUGGUCUGAUGGGGAUUGGGAGGCGUUUGAUGUUUACUGGAAUUCCACUUCUUUCCUCGCUUGGCUUUAUAACGACAGUCCGGUUAAAGAUACCGUUGUGGUUAAUGAUAGAUGGGGUAUCGGUAUACCAUGCCAUCAUGGAGAUUUCUAUAACUGCGCUGACAGAUAUAACCCUGGUAAAUUGCAAAAUCACAAGUGGGAAAAUGCUUUCACAGUGGAUUCUAAAUCAUGGGGUUAUAGAAGGAAUAUGGCUAUAGAAGAUGUUCUUAGUAUUGAACAGUUGUUGAAGGAAGUUGUGUCUACUGUCAGCUGUGGAGGCAAUGCCUUAAUAAACGUCGGACCAACGAAGGAAGGCACCAUCGCCGCUAUAUUCCAGGAGAGGUUGCUGGCUCUCGGUGACUGGUUGUCGUUGAACGGUGAAGCUAUCUACGGCACUUCUCCGUGGCAUUCCCAGAACGACACCAGGAACGGGGACGUCUGGUACACUUGUGUCAAGAGUACAUUCAACGCUCGUCACCCAUCAGCGAGGCCGAGGAAGAAUGAUGUGAUAACAGCUAUAUACGCUGUUCUAUUGAAGUGGCCUGAAAACAACUUGUUGGUUAUCAGUGACAUUGUUCAGGAUCUACACUCCGGGACACAUGAGGUCACUAUGAUAGGCUCCGAGGGGCACUUGAAGUGGAACAUUGAGAGCGGCCUUGUAUAUAUAACGCUUCCUGAUAAAGCUACCGUCGAAUCAAACUAUGCUUGGACGCUCAAAUUUAAACCAAAAUAA
Molecule: messenger RNA, 1446 nt
Organism: Danaus chrysippus (African queen)
Lineage: Eukaryota; Metazoa; Arthropoda; Insecta; Lepidoptera; Nymphalidae
Source: the annotation of a GenBank genome assembly